AUGGUGGCAGAAGAAGCGGUCCGAAAAUUAGCCCUUGAAACAGAAAAAGACCCUACACCAUACCGCUUGGAGUGGCUCAAGAAGGGAAACGAGGUAAUAGUAUCCCAACGCUGCCUUGUGACUUUUUCAAUUGUAUCAAGAUAUAAAGACAAAACUUGGUGUGACGUGGUGGCCAUAGAUGCAUGCCACUUAUUGCUUGGAAGGCCAUGGCAAUAUGAUAGGAAUGUUCAUCAUGAUGGAAGGAAUAACACCUAUAGUUUUUUGGUGGACAAUGUGAAACUCACUAUUUUGCCUAAUCUGGGAGACAAACCUAAACCUUCUAAAGGGGCGGGCCAAAAUCUCUUGGCUAAGAGGGAAUUCAUUAAGGAGAUGCGUGAUUCCAAUCAAGUAUAUGUCCUAGUUAGGAAGGAGUGCACUCCCACAGAGGAGGCAGUCCCAGAAGCAAUGAAGGGAUUGGUGGAGGAGUUAUCCGAUAUGUUCACGAAAGAAUUACCAGAAGAGCUAUCGCCUCUUCGCGACAUUCAACACCAAAUCGACUUGGUACUCGGUUCUAAUCUCCCCAACCGACCACACUACUGCAUGAGUCCUAAGGAGCAUGAAGAGCUACGCCGACAAGUAGAGGGGUUACUAUCCAAGGGUCAUAUUCGGGAGAGCUUAAGCCCAUGUGCAAUUCCAGCUUUUCUUACACCUAAGAAAGAUGGAUUAUGGAGAAUGUGUGUUGAUAGCGGUACCAUCAAUAAGAUUACAGUAAGGUAUAGAUUUCCUAUUCAUCGAUUAGAUGACUUACUAGAUCAAUUGGGGCAACAAUAUUUACAAAGUUAG
Corylus avellana is the source of this 822-nucleotide messenger RNA. RefSeq lists its product as uncharacterized. The record is from RefSeq and is a predicted model, not a curated record. Lineage: Eukaryota; Viridiplantae; Streptophyta; Magnoliopsida; Fagales; Betulaceae.